Molecule: messenger RNA, 1278 nt
Organism: Rubroshorea leprosula
Lineage: Eukaryota; Viridiplantae; Streptophyta; Magnoliopsida; Malvales; Dipterocarpaceae
Source: the annotation of a GenBank genome assembly
GAUGGAUUGUAUGGCCAAAAUAGAGAUGCGAAAACAAAGUAUAAUUCGUGUUUACAUUCUCUUAGCUUUGUUCUUUUUUCUUGGCUUGGUUUUCAAGAGGAAGCGGAAGGAAAAUGACCUAAAUGUUCCUGCCUUUGAUGUGUCCUUCGGUGAUGAAUUUGGGAAUGGCAUGGGACCUAGGGAGUUUUCUUACGAUCAGUUGGCUACAGCAACAAAGAAUUUUACAGAUGAGGAGAAACUUGGCGAGGGAGGGUUUGGAGCAGUUUAUAAAGGAUUUAUGAGGGAUUCUAAUACAAACGUUGCUGUUAAAAGGUCGUCGAGUAGGUCUGAACAAGGGAUCAAAGAGUAUGCAUCAGAGGUGAAAAUUAUUAGCCAAUUACGACAUAAGAAUUUAGUGAAGCUUAUUGGAUGGAGCCAUGAAAAGGAACUCUUACUUGCUUACGAGUUCAUGCCUAGUGGCAGCCUAGAUUCCCAUCUUUUCAAUGGGAGAAGCUUGUUACCAUCGGAGAUUAGAUAUAAAAUCGUGCAUGGCUUAGCAUCAGCAUUAUUUUAUCUACAUGAAGAAGGAGAUUUUUGUGUAUUGCAUAGGGAUAUAAAAGCAAGUAACAUUAUGUUAGAUUCAACUUUUAAUGCAAAGCUUGGGGAUUUUGGGUUAGCUAGGUUAGUUGAUCAUGAAAAAGGAUCACAAACAACUACAUUGGCUGGAACCAGGGGCUACAUCGCUCCUGAGUGUCACAGAACGGGCAAGGCAAGUAAGGAAUCUGAUGUCUAUAGCUUUGGAAUUGUGGCACUAGAAAUUGCAUGUGGGAGAAGGUCAAUAGAGCGAAGGUAUGAUGAGGAUCAAGCAUCAUUGGUGGAUUGGGUUUGGAAAGCACAUGGAGAUCAAAUGCUUCUUGUUGUAGUUGAUAAGAAACUCUCUACAAAUUUUAAUGUGAAAGAGAUGGAGUGUUUGUUGCUUGUUGGCUUAUGGUGUGCACAUCCUUCACCUAAUAUGAGACCGUCAAUUAGGCAGGCAAUCCAAGUGCUUAAUUUUGAGGCAUCACUUCCAAAUCUACCAAAUAAGAUGCCCACUCCUAGUUAUGAUGACAUCCCUAAUACUUCUAUCAUCCAAACAAGUGAACUUGGUUCAUUAAGCAUUACCAUCCCCCGCUAGCUUUUGUGUCAAAAGUGCUACAAGUUAUUUGUAACAAUAAACAUGUGUUUUGUAAUAAAUUGAAUUAUAUUUAUGAACUAUGUAUGAACUGAAUAUGUGUUUUGUAAUAGAUUUAAUUAUGUUUU